Molecule: messenger RNA, 5640 nt
Organism: Pocillopora meandrina
Lineage: Eukaryota; Metazoa; Cnidaria; Anthozoa; Scleractinia; Pocilloporidae
Source: the annotation of a GenBank genome assembly
AGCUUUGACACGCUUUAAAGUUCAGCAAAUCAAGCAAAGCUGAUUAUCGUAGGACUUAGACAACAACACAGGCCGGGUUCGAUCGACGAAUAUUCAGCUAAGGAGCAACGCCAUUCUCCGGAGAUUGGGAGAAAACUGAGUUGAAUUGUGCGCUCCGCAUGUUAAAAUUCUGUGAACGAAUUCCAAUGCCUCCUGUGUCUGAAAAAACAACUAAAGUUGAAACGGCUUCGUCUCGAGGUAAAACAUCAUUUCUUCGCAAUUUCUACCAUCUAUCGUUAUCAUAACUGACGAUAUCUAAGUUCCUUGCAAUAGUAUUGGAAAAAUUAUAGAGCUAAUUUAUUUCCAACUUCUAAAGUUGACACAGUAGGUCUAAUUGAAUAGUUUGCAUGUAUUGAACUUUCGGACAGCUAUCGAGUACAAUCUGUUGCAGUCUAAACUGUUAAUGAAAACGGUCAAUGUCAAAGUCUGCAGCCCCUUCCCCGUAAAACGGAAAUUGGGGGAGGGUACCCUUCCACGUUUCGUUGCGUCGAAUAUAGUUGACACGGUAUAAACUUAGUUUGGUAAAACAUUCAUGUUUUGAAUAUUUCAUCAGGAUAGCACUUGGCGAAAAGGUAUUCCUGGUCUGUUAUAUAGACAGACUUAACACUUUUCAGAUUUCAGAGAGGCUUCCCUUAGCCUACGAACUAUGUAAAACACACUUUGGGAAAUGUUAGUGGGUUAAAGGCUUAAGUCGUUUAAGGCUUAAGUCGUUUGAGGAUGAGUGCCCUGAUUUCAAAACGCUUUGCCGUCCCUGUCUUGAAAUAAAAAGAUGAUGUUAUUUUGGAUGAUUUUCUAUUAAGGAUCGAAGUGGAACUGCUUUCCUCUCUACUAGGUUACACGGCACAAAUAAAGGAAUUUGUCGAGACUACCAUAACCAUAGAAAAAGAAACUACGGGACUCGGUUUAGGAGUUGUUGGUGGAUCCGACACAUAUCUGGUAUGAGAGUUAUCAGAGGAAGUUGAUGAUUAUUACUCGUUUUCAUUUUAGAUAAGAAGAAACUCAGCAAGCUCGCGUUUGAAAUCAUGCUCCAUGUGCCAUCUAUGUUUUUGAAAAUUCAUUUUUAGAAUUUGGAGACAAGCCCACAAAUUGUUCAUUAAUGAUCUUAUUGCUUGCAAAAUUAACCAGACGCGGACUCAAUUUGGUAGCAGGUCAUUCAGUGACUCAAAUUUUGAUAAGCACGUAGUGCUGCAAAAGUAUAAAGUGCAUAAGCAGCGAAAGAACGAUGCGGGAGCUCCAGGUCCAUUCAGGAUUAUAUAUGGUGUGUCAUGUUUACGUACGAUUAAAAUACUUAACGCUAAUGUUGUGGAUUCAUCAUUUUCAGGGUGGUGUGGUCAUAAACGUGAUUGAACCUGGAGGUGCGGCAGCUAAGGAUGGAAGAAUUGCAGUCGGAGACCAAAUUAUUAUGGUAUGUUAACGAGACAGAAUAAAACUUAGUGAAGAAUCCCCUCAAAGAGCUACGUUACGUAGUCAAGGCUAUGAUUAAAUUAGAUAGAUCCUAAGGACUAGCACCAACUGUCUUAUGUCUUUAGGUAAAUGGUGAAAACCUGCAGCAAAUGAACCAUAAAAAUGUGGUCUCUGCUCUGAGGUUAGCUCCAUCUCCAGUAAGUCUAACCAUCUUGCGAGAGGAUCCCGAGAAGAUUUUCACUUCAAUCGAAGGUAACAAGUUGUCGUAAUAUUCAACAAAUCCUUUUAAACAAACUCAAUGAUUUUCAAAACAGAUGAUGAAUAAUAGAUUAUCAAAGUGUUGUUGCGUAUACCCCUUUAGUUGACCAGAGGAUUGUUAAAUCUCCUUCUGUCAAAAAUAGAACCAUCGACCAUCUUUGAAGUGAAUUUGGUGAAAUCCUUCACUGAAUACUUGGGACUAAGCAUUCUCGGGAGAAAGUAAGUUUCCAAAUAAUUUAACCAUAUCUUCUACCAUACAUUAUGAUGUUUUGAUAAUGAUAUUACAUAAAUUAAUAGCAACGAAGAAAUCACAUAAUCUAAAUGAAAUAUAGAAUUUGGCAAAGAUUUGCUCUCUCUCUCUUUUAUCUCCACGAUCGAGUGACCCUGAUUUACAUUUUUAAAAAUGGAGACUCUGUGCAGUUUACAAAAGACUCAGUGUGCGAAUUUGUUUCAACUGUAACAGAAUAAAAAAUUUAUCAUUUGGUUUCACAGUCGUUAUUUUAUUUCUCUCCUGGUCAUAAUUACAGGGAUAAGAAAGGUGUAUUUGUUAGUUAUGUGGUAAGUGACAUUUUUAUUGUCUUGAUAAAAUUUACCUUAUCCCCUAUGUAAGGAUCUGUUUCAUUCAUAUGAUCCCCUCCUUGGUAGUUAAUAGACAGUCAAUUUUCUCUAGUCUCACCUCUAUACUCUGUUGGCAAGGACUAAUCCGCCUCGGGUCCACCCUAAAAACAAUGUGAUUGCCCCAAAAUCCUUCAAACUCCCCCCUCGCGAUAGACAAAAAACUGGUCCCUGACGGGCCGGACUUGGGCGACGAUUUACAAGAUCUGCAUGACCUCAUAUUUCACAAAACCUAAUACUCUGAAAUAGCACAAGGUUAUUUAAAUCAUGUUAUUAUUCUCUUAUUUCAGUCAGAGGACAGCAUUGCAUACAAAGAGGGAUCGAUCUAUCAGGGGGACAGGAUUCUGGAGGUGAACGGUGUGAAUCUUAAGAAAACAACACAAGAAGAGGCCUGUAAAGUUUUACAGGUCAGAAGAAAACUGUUAGCUCCGAACGUGGUGUAGCCUGAGUACCAGUCUUUCCAAGGGGAGUGGGGGGAUGGGGAGAGAAAAAGUAGAAAAGCCCUUCCUCAUGCUCUCGUUUGUCUCCACUUCCCCUUCCACUGGAAGGCCUGGUACUCAGACUAAAUAUGGAAAAUAAAAUCUGCUUACGAGACUGAUUUGGAAGGUUGUUUUAGCUUAUCCUGGUUUCUGUGGUAUGGUUUGUUUAAGAGUAUAGCCAUUUCUGUUGGAUGGGAUGUACAACGCUUUUUAUCCCACAUCAUUAAAAGUUACAUGAGAACCAUUUAUACCACUGGGUUGAGACAAGCACCUUGAGAGCUAGGCAUGCAAAAGUUUGAGACAACUACGAAAGUUUUGUCUGAAAGAUUUUUUCUUUUAAUACUAAUAAUAGUGAUGGUAUAGUAUGAUCGUCCCAGUGAGUGUAGUCCUGAGAGGUACCGUUAUCGAUAAUAGUGACUGACAUUUCCACAACCUGAGUGAAAGUUAUCAUCAGAGUCAAGCGAAUAGUCGUUGUCAGUCGAAUGUACUAUGUCCGAUAAACCAAUUGCUCAGUUAAGCUAUAAUGUUAAUGGCUCUAAGACUCAAGUGGCGUAAGUUGAUCAUAAUAAUAGUAAUAAGUUAUUUAAAAAGUCAUAUAUUUUCAUUAACUAUAGCGGGUCUUGGGACACUUUACUGAAAGCUUUUAUUAGACUGCAUGAGAGUUAAUCGCAAUGAAUAAAAACAUUUUAUGGCAAUUCAAAGAUGGUAUCAGGAUAAUAAUCUUUCGUUUUGAUCCUACCUAGCGCACUUACGGAACUGUCAAGCUGAAGAUUGGACGUAUUUCUUUUCUACAUUCGUCUCUGUGCUCACCCAAAACCAAAACCUCCUACACCAACCACGCUCUUGAGGACGAUGGAGGUAAAGUUUUUCGUGUUGCACUGAGAAAAUUAUUCUAGCCACUUUGCAAUACGCACAUGGCGGGACAUGGGCAGGAAGUUCUCGACUGAGAGUGCUUCAAUAGCGUUGUAUUUGUCGUUUGGGGCAUGUAAGGCUGUUUGGGGUUGUAUCCGAUUUUCCACUUUGCUAUGACAAAGGUGGAAUGGGAAGAGAUGCACCCAUCGGCCACACCCUGUUUGCAAUCUUCCUUUGAUGUCAGAAUUUGGGGGUGAUUUAAAGAUAGUCUAAGAUUGAUGAAUCAAGAAAUACGCCUUGAGAAUUGGUCCUGUCUUGGUUCCAACGAAGAUUACCAAUUUUUUUUUCAGGUCUCAGCGAGGAGUUUCGUCGCUGCAAUAGUGUGGGCUCUGUGCACAAGAAAAAGCGCAAAAUCCCACUUGACUUUAAGAACCAGGUCCCCAUCAGACGACGGUCAGUAAGCUGCAGAGAUUACAGCCAGGCCUCGGGAAUUGACCUUGAUGGACUGGAGCGAGCCUCCUCUGAGCAUGACAUUAGAAGUCAGUGUCAGAGUUUUUCCUCAGUUGUUAUUGCUGUUUUUGCUUUGUUGUUGUUGUUGUUUUUGUUUUGAUGUUGUUGCUGCCGAUGCCGUUGCCGAUGUCGAAGGCUUACACGAUGGCGGGUACAGAAUACUAUUUGUCGAAGAAAUAUCGUUACUUCUCAGUUUCAGCUUUAUUAAGAAAUGUCCAUCAUAUAUAUUCCUCAAAUCCCCAACCUAACCCUUGGCCCUUUCAGUCGACUUGUCUUACGUGAAUGGAAUCACGGUUCCUAGGCUCGUAGGAAAGUACCCAAGAUUAUUCAGGUUCGUUAUUUGCAAUAUGUAUCAAUCAAUACCAUCUUUAACAAUCGCUGCCCUUUUUCUUUUCUUGUUCCCUCUCUAAUAUUUACCUAUGUUAACAAAAGAUUCUGUGAAGGCUUGCUCUACCCAUAAAGCACGCUCUAAAAAAGAAUUGUCCUCCUUACUUUCUUUAGGUUUCCUUUUAGCUAUCUUCUGUUAGGCAUACCUCCGUAAUAUUUGAUUUGAAAACAUCUUUUGAAGGGAUAUGAUUUUAAGUGAUGUGUUAUUUUCGGUCAUGUCAGAUUUGUAUUAAAGUUUCAUUUUUCAUUCAUUUACAGAAACCAAUCAACCUAAGCAUCUCAAAAGAAGCAAGGAGCCUCAAGAGAGAUUUCGAUACGUGUAUCCAGAACGGAUUGAGCUCUCGUUCAACGAGCAAAUCAAUCAAGGGUCUUAUCAGAGAGAAGGUAGUUUCUCUUAACACGAGUUUUGAUUUCGUGUCGAAAAAUGAAAAGUAAAGUUAUUUGAACGAUCAAUCAGAGCAAUUCACCAAUUUACUUUAUCAACGCCGCUGAUGACAUUAAAUUAUCGUGUAAUACCCUCCAUCAACGCAGCUUAACAGUUUCUCUAGAAACUUACCUCAUUUAUUCGUUAAACUGUUUAUACGUCUGUUUUAUGUUUUAGAUUACGUAUGAAAAGAAGCCGAAACGCCACCAAGCGUAACAGAAAAGGAGAAAAUACUAGCAGUGACUCGGUGAUUAACAAAUUUUAAGAGUAUAUAAGAGAUAUGAAGGUAAAGCAAGGCAAGAAUAGGCCACAAGAGAUGACUCUACCACGAAAUUAGAAAUUUGUUUUGAAAGAUGAACAGGAUACUAUUAAAAGUCAUCAGUGAUUCAUGUUUAGUCAUCGUUAUGAUCCAGCGAAUGAAGAGUUUUACCUACCUUGUACAGUGUAAUAAACUGCACCAAAUUAAUGUACUGACCAGUAGCUUUCAUAUGAAUGGUCACACACAAGGGUUUGAUCCACGAACUUAGAACUACCUCGUGCAGCAUUAUGAACAAUACUACAUGAAGGUACUGCUCCUGAAGGAACCUUCAUUCGGAGAGUCACUCGCUGGCAUUUCAUCCACGUGCUUAAAAGUUAGAACCACCUUGUUUCAUGUACAGCGUAGUAAACAGC